GGGGUGCCACGGUUCAAUUCUUGGGCCGACUCUCUUCUCUGUAUUCAUCAAUGAUGUCGCUCUUGCUGCUGGUGAGUCUCUGAUCCACCUCUACGCAGAUGACACCAUUCUGUAUACUUCUGGCCCUUCUUUGGACACUGUGUUAACUACCCUCCAGACGAGCUUCAAUGCCAUACAACUCUCCUUCCGUGGCCUCCAACUGCUCUUAAAUACAAGUAGAACUAAAUGCAUGCUCUUCAACCGAUCGCUGCCUGCACCUGCCCGCCCGUCCAGCAUCACUACUCUGGACGGUUCUGACUUAGAAUAUGUGGACAACUACAAAUACCUAGGUGUCUGGUUAGACUGUGAACUCUCUUUCUAGACUCACAUCAAACAUCUCCAAUCCAAAGUUAAAUCUAGAAUUGGCUUCCUAUUUCGCAACAAAGCAUCCUUCACUCAUGCUGCCAAACGUACCCUCGUAAAACUGACCAUCCUACCGAUCCUCGACGACGUCAUUUACAAAAUAGCCUCCAACACCCUACUCAACAAAUUGGAUGCAGUCUAUCACAGUGCCAUCCAUUUUGUCACCAAAGCCCCAUAUACUACCCACCACUGCAACCUGUACGCUCUCGUUGGCUGGCUCUCACUUCAUACUCGUCGACAAACCCACUGGCUCCAGGUCAUCUACAAGACCCUGCUAGGUAAAGUCCCGCCUUAUCUCAGCUCACUGGUCACCAUAGCAGCACUCACCCUUAGCACGCGCUCCAGCAGGUAUAUCUCACUGGUCAUCCCCAAAGCCAAUUCCUCCUUUGGCCGCCUCUCCUUCCAGUUCUCUGCUGCCAAUGACUGGAACGAACUACAAAAAUCUCUGAAACUGGAGACACUUAUCUCCCUCACUAGCUUUAAGCACCAGCUGUCAGAGCAGCUUACAGAUCACUGCACCUGUACAUAGCCCAUCUAUAAAUACCCCAAACAACUACCCCAUCCCCUACUGUAUUUAUUUAUCUCGCUCCUUUGCACCCCAGUGUUUCUACUUUGCACAUUCAUCUACUCCAAAUCUACCAUUCCAGUGUUUUUAAUUGCUAUAUUGUAUUUACUUUGCCACCAUGUCCUAUUUAUUGCCCUUCUACCUCCCUUAUCUCACCUAAUUUGCUCACAUUGUAUAUAGACCUGUUUUUCUACUGUAUUAUUGACUAUGUUUGUUUACUCCAUGUGUAACUCUGUGUUGUUGUAUGUGUCGAACUGCUUUGCUUUAUCUUGGCCAGGUCGCAGUUGUAAAUGAGAACUUCUUCUCAACUUGCCUACUUGGUUAAAUGAAGGUAAAAUAAAAAAUAUCAACUGAGCUACGAAGGAGCACGUCGACGUCACUAGAAUGAUGACAAGCAAUUUUAACGGAUUCUAAAGGGAAUCAUAGAAUUCCAAACUCAUUUCUAUGGCAUUACAGUGGUCAAUUUUGUAAACAAUCAUUUUCGAACGUGUGUUGCCAAGAGACAUCUAACCGACGUUCUAUGGAACGUUUUCUGUGCGAAAACAACUUCAGUUUGCUGCUGACAACAAACUUGUUUGAUUUUUGACACCUGAGAUAGAACAAUCGACUGGAAAAUGCCUGGGUGCUUUUCAAGACUGGCGGAGAGAGUGCGUGGACGUCGGCGGCCUAAUGCGUCGACAGGUUGUUCAAAUUCAUUUGUGGCUUGUUUUUCUUGUCUUUUUCUGUUUUGCAUAGUUCGUGAUUGUCGACAGGUGGACAGCGACUUCGAAGAGGAAACAACUGUCCUGGAUGAGGUCCAGUUGGAUGUGCCAUUGGAUGAUGUGCCAGAUGUUCCACAGCUGCAAGUCCUCCUUGAUGUCCAGAAUGCUGCUAUCAUCCUUGAGGAUGUGCAGACUAUCCUUGAGGAGGCCACUGGCAAUUGGCAGUUGAUUCCGAUUAGGUUCAGCCCCCUGUACUGUGGGCCUGUUGUGAUCAGGAACAAUGCCAGUCCGGUGGUUAAAGCUUGGAGAACUUUCCAGUUCAUCAGCCCCAUCAUCACCUACAUGCGUGGGGGAUCCCAGCAGGUGGUGGUGAGGAUGCACCACUUUAGUAGGGUGAGAGGCCUGGAGACUCAACUGGUGUGGGCCAUCUCCAAGGAGACAGCCAGGCUUAGUCCAAAGGGCAUCCCCUACUGUGCCACCAAAGUGCAGUCCAUCACUUGGAUCCAGCGUGUGGCUGGCAGGGUGACCCACUAUGUGUCUCACCUUUGCCACGAGAUGUCUGUGGACGUGACGCUUGGCUGCUACCAGCAGACUGAUGUCUCAGUGGUGUACGCCACUCUCCACAUGGGGCUGGACGGGCUUCUCUCCUCUUCAGCGUGGUCGGAGGCUGCCUCCUUCUCUACGCCCACCACUCAGCAGUUCACUGACCCAGAGCCUGAGGGCCACAACUGCUAUAAGGGCUGGGAGGAGGACCUGCUGCCUGAGGAGAGGGAGGUUCCUCUGCUAAACCUCUACCUUACCACCAAGAGAGUGGAAGACAUCGCCCUGAGGCUUGUCUCCCUGCGCCAGGCCUUCACUGUGAGUGGAUCCACUUUUCUUUUUCUCUCUGUGACUUCUUGUUCUGUCUCCUAGAGGAAGAUGCCUCACCCUAACUCUUCCCUCUCCCCUAGACCCUGCUUGGUUCCAC
Salvelinus fontinalis (brook trout) is the source of this 2635-nucleotide messenger RNA. RefSeq lists its product as uncharacterized. The transcript is spliced from 9 exons. Lineage: Eukaryota; Metazoa; Chordata; Actinopteri; Salmoniformes; Salmonidae. The record is from RefSeq and is a predicted model, not a curated record. The coding region runs from base 1582 to 2580 and encodes 332 amino acids.